ACCGAACCCAAACUUUGAUGAUGGUGAAGAAAAAUGGGUCAAAAUUUGUUGAUCUUUCCGUCUGGGCUGUGGCAUUACAAUAUUUAAAGAACUGUUUUUUUUGUAUAUUUCCUUCUAAUCACUAGAAAGUAGAGAGCGGGUGCAACCACGUCAGUGAAUCUUCACUCCUUUGAGUUCAGACAAAACUGAUCCAUGAUCUUCAUUUAAGGCAAUUUUUGGCUCUUCCCACAAUUUCAGAAGCAUCUCACUCCCUCCACACAUUACCAAUCACCAACUUUAUCACCUCCUCUCCCAGUCUCUUUCCAACUGCCUACAAAUAUCAUAUUAAUUCAACUGAAACAACCCACCUACCUAAUCUCUCAAAAUCUUCAUCUCUAACACUUGAACAAAGAAGGGUUUUUAAGAUUUGUAAUAAAAAACAAAUUACUAUGAAGAGUUCUAAGAAGCUGAGUGUGGUGAUGGAGAAAUGGAGAAAAGAAAAGAAGGGGCAUUUUGCUGUGUAUAGCAGGGAAGGGAAGAGGUUUGUUGUGCCUUUGUAUCAUCUGAAUCACCCAUUAUUCAGAGUUCUAUUGGAGAUAGCAGAGGAGCAGUUUGGAACAAGAGUCACUGGGCCAAUACAAGUUCCUUGUGAGGAGGAGUUUAUGGACUACAUCCUGUCUGUAUUAAGGAAGAAUCAUUCAGAGGACGAAGAGAACUUUCCAGUAUCCAUGACUACCUGCCAUUUUUUCUCUUUUCCCUCUCUUUGGGGCUCACAAUCACCGGGAACGGGGAACCUUAGUUCUGUAAGUUGAGAAUGGCGAGUGAUUUUGACGGUCCUGGUGAGGAAGAUUGACCAUACCAAGGCCAGACUCUUGAACAUGACUGAGAGUUUAGCCUAGUCUGUUCUGUUUUCUUUGUGCUACAGGAUAUCUAUCAC
This is a messenger RNA of Tripterygium wilfordii, 916 nucleotides long. RefSeq names its product indole-3-acetic acid-induced protein ARG7. Gene Ontology annotation, biological process: response to auxin. The transcript has a single exon. The record is from RefSeq and is a predicted model, not a curated record. Lineage: Eukaryota; Viridiplantae; Streptophyta; Magnoliopsida; Celastrales; Celastraceae. The coding region runs from base 429 to 791 and encodes 120 amino acids.